UACUUGACGCUUUGACAUCUUCAAUGGGUCGAAUUUACAGAUAUAUACCGGGCAGGGAUAGACGUUUUAUCUGUUCACUGAUAUAGUAGGUGAUAAAAAUGUUUUAAUGAUUUAUUACUGCAGGAGAGUUUAAGUAAUCCAUACAUCAUGAUCCCGUUAAAACGCAGGAAAGUGUCUCAAACUGUGAACCAACCAAAUCAAACUUGUAAGUUUCCUCAUGUGUCUAUUUUCAUCUUGGAGAGAAAGAUGGGAUCAACUAGACGAGCAUUUCUCACACGACUAGGACGAAGCAAAGGAUUUCUUAUUACAGACACUUACAGUUCGUCCAUCACGCAUGUAGUGUCAGAGAACAACACUGGAGAUGACGUCCAGACCUGGAUUGACAACCAAACUGGACAAGAAUCUUCCAGUUCAGUUCAUCUUUUGGACAUCAGCUGGUUUACAGAGAGCAUGGAGGCUGGACAACCUGUUCCAGUAGAGGACAGACACAUAUUAAAGGUUAAUCCAAAACAAAAUGUGAACGAUAAUACAAUGCUGAUAAAAAGUUAUGCUUGUCAAAGACGGACACCCUUGAAGCACCACAAUUCAUUACUGACUGAAGCUCUUGAACUUCUGGCUGAAAAUGCAGAAUACAGCGAUAACGAAGGCAGGAGUGUGGCAUUUAGACGGGCAGCGUCUGUUUUAAAAGCACUUCCCUAUCGAGUGCAAACUAUGGAUCAGUUGAAGUGUUUGCCCUGCCUCGGUGAGCAUUCACAGAGAGUUAUAAAGGAGAUCUUAGAAGAUGGAACAUCAAGUGAAGUAGAGUCAACACGACACUCUGAGCAAUUUCAGGCCAUGAAGGCACUGACUGGUAUUUUUGGGGUAGGUGUUAAGACGGCAGAUCGCUGGUUCAGGGAGGGUUUGCGGUCUCCAUCCGAUCUGAUCUGCACUGGACAGCAGUUGAACCGAGCACAGCAAGCGGGUCUGCAGUUUUACGAUGACCUGAACAAACAUGUGACUAAAGCAGAAGCUGAUAUGAUCAGUGAGAUUGUGAAGGAAGCUGUGAGUGCUGUGCUGCCUGGAGCAGAGAUCCAGUUGAUGGGAGGAUUCAGAAGGGGGAAAGAAGUCGGUCACGAUGUGGACUUUCUCAUCACACAUCCUGAAGAAGGCAGAGAGGAAGGACUCAUGCCAAAGAUCAUAAACUGGUUGGAGGGGCGGAAUUUACUCUUAUAUCAGAAAUGGACCAGAAACUCUUAUUUGGAAAAAUUGGACGGUCCAGCUCGGCCAGCUAAUAAUAUGGACCGCUUUGAGAGAUGCUUUUCCAUAUUUAAGCUUGACAGACCUGCCGAGGCCACGGGAAGUGAAGGUGUAAGAUCCAGCGACCAAUCAGAGGCCUCGAGCUGGCGAGCAGUGCGGGUCGAUUUGGUGGUCAGUCCUUACAGCCAGUUUGCCUUCGCUACUCUUGGCUGGACGGGAUCAAAGCUUUUUGAGAGGGAGUUGAGACGGUGGGCGGGGCAAGAGAAGCGCAUGUCAUUGAGCAGCCACGCCCUUUACGACAGCAAUCAAAGAUGUUAUGUCAGAGUCCAGUCAGAGGAGGAAAUCUUCGCUUACCUGGGUCUGGAGUUUAUUCCUCCGUGUGAACGAAACGCCUGAAAACGUCUCUAUUCGUUUAUCACUACAUAUGUGCCUGUUUGCUUUACAUUCAUCUGCCGACUAUGCAUUUCUGCUCUCAAAGCAGUUGAUCAGAUCAUGUGUCGUAAAUAAAGCUUUUUAGUAAGUAAUGGAAAGAGACAGCAAAUGUUUUGCAAAGAUCAGAUAUCUGACAGUGUUUUAGUGCACAUGAUUUGAUCAGAAGCGUUUAGUCUUUCCAUAUCCUGUGCUGUGACUCAGUAUGAGGUUCUUUUAGGUAAAACUUGAACUAAAAUGGAGUUAUUUUUUGUAAGAGAUUUCCUGUUGAUAUUUAUAAAAUACAUUGUUUGAAACUUGAUCAUUAAAUUAUUUAUAUUUUAUGCUUAAAUACAUCAUUAAAACUAUUUUACUUGAAA
Messenger RNA from Misgurnus anguillicaudatus (oriental weatherfish), 2024 nucleotides. RefSeq names its product polymerase (DNA directed), mu (gene polm). Lineage: Eukaryota; Metazoa; Chordata; Actinopteri; Cypriniformes; Cobitidae. The record is from RefSeq and is a predicted model, not a curated record. Gene Ontology annotation, biological process: double-strand break repair via nonhomologous end joining. Gene Ontology annotation, cellular component: nucleus. Gene Ontology annotation, molecular function: DNA binding; DNA-directed DNA polymerase activity.